AUGGCUCCAACCUACACCCCCGACCAGCUCGAGCGGUAUCUCCAGCGCAUCCAAUAUGCCGAUUCUGCCCUCGUCGCAGGAACUACCCGUCUGGAACAUGUCCAGUCCUCCAUCAAGCACGAUCCAUUGGCGACUCUGACAGAACUGCAGCGACGACAUCUGGCGACCAUCCCAUGGGGUAAUUCAGCGUUGCACUAUUCCCAACACCUGUCCAUCUCCGUCAAUCCAUCGAGUAUCUUUGAGAAGCUGGUCGGCCGUCGUCUGGACGGGUACUGCAUGGAGAACACCAAUCUCAUCUACGUGGUUCUUCGGUCCCUGGGAUAUACCGUGUAUGCGACCGGUGGGAGGGUAUGUGAAGCUGCUAAUGGGGUGAAUAAACAUCCUGGUCAGGAACGGUUCUCUGCCAUUGGGCAUAUGAUUCUUAUCGUGACGAUUGCUGGGCAGAAAUAUAUGGUGGACGUCGGAUUUGGGAGUAACUGUCCGACGAGUCCGUUGCCCCUUAUUGAGGGGGCUACGGCCGUCUGCAUCGCCCCGUCGGAGAUGCGUCUGAUCCGGGACACUCUCUACGAAUUCGUGGACAAAACCCAGAAGGUCUGGGUUUACCAGAUCCGAUAUAACCCCGACAGCGACUGGAUUCCCCACUACUCGUUUUCGGAGGUGGAGUUUUUACCUCAGGAUUAUGUCAUGAUGAACUUCUUCACCAGUAAGCAGCCGAGGAGCUGGUUUACGCAGACAGUCGUCUGCUCGCGGGUGAUUUUGGACGAGAUGAGCUGCGAGCCGAGGGGCGUGUAUGUCCUGGCGGGGAAAGAGGUGAAACGGAGACUGCGCGGGAAGGCGGAGGUGGUCGAAACGCUCGAGAGUGAUGAUGAUCGAGUGCGAGCUCUGGGUAAGUGGUUCGAUAUGCAUUUCCAUGACUACGAAGUGGACGGGAUCCAGGGUCUAGUAUCCCAGUUCAAAUAG
Messenger RNA from Aspergillus tanneri, 960 nucleotides. RefSeq names its product arylamine N-acetyltransferase family protein (gene NAT1). Gene Ontology annotation, molecular function: acetyltransferase activity. The transcript is spliced from 3 exons. The record is from RefSeq and is a predicted model, not a curated record. Lineage: Eukaryota; Fungi; Ascomycota; Eurotiomycetes; Eurotiales; Aspergillaceae. The coding region runs from base 1 to 960 and encodes 319 amino acids.